Molecule: messenger RNA, 990 nt
Organism: Penicillium vulpinum
Lineage: Eukaryota; Fungi; Ascomycota; Eurotiomycetes; Eurotiales; Aspergillaceae
Exons: 4
Coding region: 1-990 (329 amino acids)
Source: RefSeq, a predicted model, not a curated record
AUGUGUGUUGAGACCCAUAUGAUAGGGGCCAAUCACUUCGCCCAGAAGACCAAAGACAAGCAUCAGCACCCUGACUACGCAAGGCUCGCAGCGCACAAAGGCGAGGUUCCCAUAGAAAAAUGGAUAGACGAACGUGGCCGGAUUCGAAUUUGGGCAGCAAAUACCGGGGCGCAUCACACGGGAGAUUUAUCGCUAGAUUACCGCCUGAAAGAUGUGCCAGUGAUCAAAGACCAGACAGUCAGGAUCUUGCUGAGACUUGAAGAGCUCUUGCAAACUCUUGAGAAGGCGCUGGAGGAAGAUUGGGGGGAAAUCACACAAGAAGAAGCCCUGAGGAUCUUAGAAGAUCAGCUCGAUGGAGAUCAAAAUAUUGCCGAUCUUAAGUUCAACGAAAGCGAGGUCUCUCACAUUUUCAAAACCAUCGUGGAAACAGUCACUCAGCUUUACCAAAUUUCUAUGGUUAUUAGUCCGCUGCCCGACCAUGAUCGACUGAUGGAAACUGAAAACUUGGAUUAUGUGCUGCGAGCAAUCCAAAGAGUCGAUGGCGAAUCCAUAUUAUCAAAACUCCCUGUGACCAGUACAAAUGAUGAUAUAGGGACGGAGCAGAUUUUACUUCGUUGCCAGGGGACCCAAUAUCCGUUGCCAGUCCCUAAAAUAUCGGUUACGAAGGGGGAGGUGACCGUCGGUGUAAUCCGAGCGAUGGCAGCCGAAAAAUUCGGCAUAACAGACACAAAUCGAAUUAGGUUGAUAUUCAAAGGGAAUCUCUUCAAAAGCGAUAGCCAGGUACUUGGGCAAACAUGCUUUGAGCAGUCACAAGAAAUCAUGUGCAUUAUCCCGCCAGCGGAAGGACCUUCUCGGGGUGAUGACCUCGGUUACGACAACAAACACAGUGAUGAGCCACUACGUGAACCGGCUCCGUUGUCCAAAACAUCAUACAGUGGAAUAAAGGGAGGACAAGCGAUGUCCCAUGUGUUCUCACCAUCGGUGUGGUAA